AUAAGUUAACGCAGUCAGUUACAACUUAACAUGGUAAAAAAAAAUUCAUUCACAAUAUAAAUACUCAUUUAACGAAACAUUGCAAACCAUAAAACAAAGAAUAAAAGAUGGCUUCCCAUAGAAAUCUGAUAAUGCUUGUCACACUAUCGUUGCUCAUGAAAGUAGCGUUAUCUCAAAACGGUGUAGUGAUGGGUAAGAAUAUAUUCAAAUGGGAAUUUUUUCCGAAAAUAUUUGUAUACGUCUCCAACGAUAUCGAAGGUAGAUUGGACCUACAUUCUAGUUGCAUUGAGAACGGAAAUACGGUUUCUCGUUACCGAGGAUUAAUUUUACCGGGGCGUAGUAAAGAAUUCGUUCAUUUCACGAAAACUUUCUGGGGAGGAAAUCGCUAUGUUUGUGAAUUUAGAUUUGGGGGUGAAACACAAACACAUCGUUUUACUAUUUAUAGAGAUAGCAGAGAUAAUAUUGACAAAUAUCAGUGCAGAAACUGUUUUUGGUCCAUCAGAAGGAAUGGACCUUGUGCUUUUAAUUCACAUACUGAAAGAUAUGAUAUUUGUUAUGCUUGGGAUAGAUAA
Arabidopsis lyrata subsp. lyrata is the source of this 572-nucleotide messenger RNA. Its product is annotated as S-protein homolog 2. Bases 108 to 572 code for a protein of 154 amino acids. The transcript has a single exon. Lineage: Eukaryota; Viridiplantae; Streptophyta; Magnoliopsida; Brassicales; Brassicaceae. The record is from RefSeq and is a predicted model, not a curated record.